Molecule: messenger RNA, 2663 nt
Organism: Sabethes cyaneus
Lineage: Eukaryota; Metazoa; Arthropoda; Insecta; Diptera; Culicidae
Product: peroxidase
Exons: 1
Coding region: 222-2279 (685 amino acids)
Biological process (GO): response to oxidative stress
Molecular function (GO): heme binding; peroxidase activity
Source: RefSeq, a predicted model, not a curated record
AGCAGAAGUCCGGUCUGAGUCGCGCGCGCGCAUUCGUCACAUUUGCCUUCUCGAGCAUCGAGGCACAUGUUGUUUAGCAACCCGCUUGCCUUCCGGGGGUGAUAAGCCGCCAACGAGAGACUUGUUGAUUACAAAACGAAACGAAAAGAAAAAAUCAAUGUGAAUCUCACUACUUAAGGAGAAGCAAGAAUUUUCUCUGUCCAUAAGCAGAAAUAACCAGAAUGAAGACGAUUGCAGUUAAAAUGCUGUUUUUAACGUUCUUUGUUGGAUAUUUUGCGUUGGUAGUUAACAGGAAUGCGGCUGUGCAAGGUGAUGUUGAUGAGCGAGUGUUUUCCAGACUUGAACAACUGGCCACCAACGAGAAUCUGCUUGAUGCCGUAGCAUUCGGGGAAGAAGUUAUUGAAAAGUCCAAGCGCCUCGAAGCGACGAUUGCAGCAUCGAAGAUGAAAGUGGCGAAAGGAAGCAUUUCCUACGCGCAAAUCAUCGACGGUUAUCCGACCCCGAGUACACGAAAGCAGGACUACGUUGCAAGGACAGUCCUGAAAGCUAGUUCAUAUUUUUUGAACAGUUUUUGCAAACCACAACGUAUUUCUUCGUUUGAGUGUGGUCAGUUUCUAGCGGAGAAGAUGAUUCCUGCGAGCAAACUGUUAGACAAGUGUAAGAAAAUCGUUGAUUUGAAAACAUUUAACGACGAAUAUCGACGCCUGUUGCCUGCAAAUUAUCAGGACGGAAUAUACAACUUUAGGAAAAGUGUGCUCGGCACGGAGCUGCCCCAUCCAAGGAACAUUUCAAGCAAAUUUCAUUUAACACUAGCUCAGGGUCAGAAAGAUAAUAAACAUAGUGUUGCACUGGUUCAAUGGACGCAGUUUAUUGAACAUGACCUGGCCAAGACUACUGUACAGACAACGCACGAUGGAACGGACAUUGAGUGCUGCAGUAGCGAUUAUAACACCGUUGUUCCACGAUAUCUGCAUCCGGCAUGCAAGCCACUGUAUGUGGCCGAAGACGAUGCCUAUUAUAAAAGUCAACAUGUGACCUGUUUGAACUACGUUCGUAGUGCACUUUCGCUUGGUGAUAGUUGCAACCUGGGACCAGCCAAUCAACUCAAUCAAGCAACGAAUCGGUUGGAUUUGUCCCAGCUUUAUGGUAACCAUGAGUGUGAGACUAUGGCUUUGCGAACCAAACGGGGUGGAAAGUUAAAAUCGCAGACCUUUAAUUCGACGGAAUAUUUGAUCCCAAAUACUGACAAGAAACUAUGUGUCGUAAAUGAAUCCCUAAACACUAUUUGCUAUGCUUCCGGAGACACUAGAGUGAAUGUCAAUCCGUAUGUUACUUUACUUCAUACAUUGUUUUUAAGAUCGCAUAAUCGUUUAGCAAAACAUCUAGCCCUAAUAAACCCCCAUUGGAAUGAUGGGCGCCUAUUUGAAGUAGCCAGAAAGAUAAACAUACGGAUUUACCACAAAAUUGUACAUGAUUGGGUGGAAACCGUGUUGGGAAGUCAACUGCCAACCGGUACCUUAGCCAAUGAAGACGCACGCGUGAGUAACGAGUUUGCGACUGCAGCCAUCCGGUUUUACAAUACUAUGAUGCCCGGUGAAAUAAACGAUUUGGUACAGUCCAACCAACAGAUGGCAUUGGAUCUUGAAGAUUUAUUUUAUAAACCACGUGAUCUGCGUAAGAAGGAGUACUUUGGUCAUUUAAUCAAUUCAGUACUUCAGCAGAAUGCAAUGUCACUGGACACAAGCUACGUUGAUGAUGUGGCUCAGCUCUUGUUCAAAACGCGAAACAUCGGGACAGACGUCCUAGCAUUGGAUAUUCAGCGAGGUCGCGAUCACGGUCUGAACAGCUACACAAGCUAUUACCAACUGUGCACGGGAAAAACCGUCACCACCUGGACUGAUCUAGCUGCCUCCAUUAAUCCGGCGGAUCUAAAAACUCUUCAAUCAGCUUACGGAUCCUUCCAAGAUAUUGAUCUCAUCGUAGGAGCAAUCGCCGAGAAACCUGCCCCAGGAGCAAUCGUUGGCCCCACACUCGCUUGCAUUAUCAAGGACCAAAUCGGGGAUUCUCUGGCAGCAGACAAGAACAAUCACCAUACGCAGAAAAUCGAUGCCUUGUUGGCUAAUUAUUCUGCGGCACGCUUCCUCUGCGAUACGGCUCAAAUCGCGAAGGUGCAGCCAAACAUCUUUCGUCUGCCAACCGUCGGCGGUGAUAAUUCGCAAAUGCGCUGUGCACAAUUUCCCGAGCUUGAUUUGCGCAGUUUUCGAGAACCUUCAUCGUAGAAGUGGCUUAUUUUACAGGGAUAUAACAUUUAAGAGCUUUACGGUUGCAUCAACAUCCAUGUAUGUACGUUGAUUCUCGCUGUGAGACACCGUCCUCUUGACUUAAGAGCAUCAUUGACAUUGAGAAAUAUAGCCCUCAUACCGUACGGUUAAACGGUUAAACGGUUGUUAAACGUAAACUUUUAGGAUAAAUUUAAAGAUGAAGCUUCUAUAUAUACAAUAAUAUACAUAUGUACAACGAAAUUUUAUGCCGGUAUUUAAUUGAAAGUCGACAGGACUCAUGCUUAAAAGCCGCCACUAAAACGUGCUUGCAACUUCGUGUAGAGUGUGACAUCCAUGUUGUUGCGCGUUAUUUUCGUUUUCAGAUGGAACGGUCUUAUUAAA